Mercurialis annua (annual mercury) is the source of this 2495-nucleotide messenger RNA. RefSeq names its product serine protease SPPA, chloroplastic. The record is from RefSeq and is a predicted model, not a curated record. The coding region runs from base 96 to 2141 and encodes 681 amino acids. Gene Ontology annotation, cellular component: membrane. Lineage: Eukaryota; Viridiplantae; Streptophyta; Magnoliopsida; Malpighiales; Euphorbiaceae. The transcript has 13 exons. Gene Ontology annotation, molecular function: peptidase activity.
AAGUUGAUUACGUGGACUAAACUUCACCUUGUCAUCCCUCUUCUUCUUCUUCACUCUUCAAUCUUCUCCCAUUCUGUUGUUUUGGAAUAACAAAAAUGUCAAAAUUACUGUUAUUCCACUCUCCACACUUACCACCAAUCUACCACACUCGAACAAUUACUUCACUCCUCUCCUCCUCCACUAAACCCUAUCUCCACCUCCCUCCGCCACACUCCGCCGCGUACCACCGCCCUUCCAUUUCCCCCUCUGUUUUUCAUUCUUUUUCGCCGUUUCUUUCUAGGAACUUCUCGACUCCUAGGGCUUUCGAUUCUUCUUCCGAGGAUGCGGAAAAGGAAUUAUCAGCUGAACCUGAAAAUGUUAAUAAGAUUAACAAAGAAGAUUAUCCAACUGGUGAAUUUGAAUUCAAACAAAUUGGACCGUUGAAUCGUUUUCUUGUGAAAAUUAAAAUGCUCUUUGCAUUCCCUUGGCAGCGCGUUCGCAAGGGUAGCGUUUUAACCAUGAAACUCCGCGGCCAGAUAGCUGAUCAGCUGAAGAGCCGUUUCUCAUCAGAAUUAUCAUUGCCACAAAUUUGUGAAAAUUUUAUAAAAGCUGCUUAUGAUCCUCGCAUUUCCGGAAUCUACCUUCAUAUUGAGUCUCUCAACUGUGGUUGGGCUAAAGUUGAAGAAAUUUACAGACAUAUUUUGGAUUACAAGAAAUCUGGUAAAUUUAUUGUUUGCUAUGUCCCUGCUUGUAGAGAGAAAGAGUAUUACCUUGCCUGUGGCUGCGAUGAGAUUUAUGUCCCUCCCAGCGCUUACUUCUCGCUAUACGGUUUAACGGUUUCAGCAUCAUUUCUUGGAGGAGUUCUUGAGAAAGUAGGAAUUCAACCUGAAGUGCAAAGGAUUGGUAAAUAUAAAAGUGCUGGCGAUCAACUUACACGCAAAACCAUGUCUGAUGAAAAUUGUGAGAUGUUGACCACAUUGCUUGAUAACAUCUACGGGAAUUGGCUGGAUCACAUUUCUUCUACGAAAGGAAAAAAGAGAGAAGAAAUUGAAAAUUUCAUCAAUGAAGGAGUCUACAAAGUAGAAAGGCUAAAAGAGGAAGGCUUGAUAACAAAUAUAAAAUACGAUGAUGAGGUUAUUUCGAUGUUUAAAGAAAAACUUGGAGUUCAAAAGGAUAAAAAUCUUCCUAUGGUUGACUAUAGGAAAUACUCACGAGUUAGGAAAUGGACACUUGGUUUAACCGGUGGCAAAGACCAAAUAGCAGUGAUUAGAGCCUCGGGGAGCAUUAGUCGUGUGCGGAGUCCAACAAGUCUACCUGGAUCUGGUAUUAUUGGGGAGCAAUUCAUUGAGAAAAUUCGCCAAGUAAGAGAGUCGAAAAGAUUUAAAGCUGCUAUUAUUCGGAUUGACAGCCCUGGAGGUGAUGCCCUUGCUUCUGAUUUAAUGUGGAGAGAAAUUAGACUCCUGGCUGAAACAAAACCUGUUGUUGCAUCAAUGUCUGAUGUGGCAGCAAGUGGAGGAUACUAUAUGGCAAUGGCAGCAGGGGCUAUUGUUGCAGAAAAUUUAACCUUAACUGGGUCUAUUGGAGUUGUCACAGGGAAGUUCAACUUGGGGACACUAUAUGAAAAGAUAGGGUUCAACAAGGAGAUCAUAUCAAGGGGUAGAUAUUCUGAGCUACUUGCAGCUGACCAGCGACCUCUGAGCCCAGAUGAAGCAGAACUGUUUGCAAGGUCUGCUCAAAAUUCUUAUCAGCAAUUUCGUGACAAGGCAGCAUUUUCGAGAUCAAUGCCUGUGGAUAAGAUGGAAGAGGUUGCACAGGGUAGAGUCUGGACUGGUAAAGAUGCAGCUUCACGAGGUUUGGUUGAUGCUAUUGGUGGGCUUUCUCGAGCAGUCGCCAUAGUAAAACAGAAGGCUUCAAUACCUCAAGAAAGACAGGUAAACCUUGUUGAGAUGUCAAGACCCUCACCAACAUUACCAGAGCUCUUAAGCCGCGGAGGGAGUUCUAUAGCCGGAGUUGACACAAUGUUGAAAGAAUUAUUACAAGAGUUGACAGUUUCAGACGGAGUUCAAGCUCGAAUGGACGGAAUCAUGUUCCAAUAUUUGGAAGGAGCUUCAUUUGCCAACCCCAUUUUAACUUUGAUAAAAGAUAUCCUCAGGUCCCUCUGAUCUAGUUCAUCAAUAGUUAUUUCUGUCCCUUUUGAAGGGAAAAACAUAUUAAGGUUAUUAGAUUUCUAUACAAGGGAUGGAGCUUGCUUCGGUCUGAAAAAAGAUGCUUGAAGGAGGUUCAAUCCAACAAAUAUAUUCUUUAUAUAGCAUUAUAAUGGCAUUUAAGAAAUUGAAAACAUACAAAAAUGAAACCUUCAUAGCUAGUUUAUAGCCGCAAGACGGCGUCGUUUCACUUCAGUGGACUUGUGCCAAGAAAGAAUUUGUAAUCACUGUAGAUAACAUCUUUUACAAGUGGCAAAUGUAUACUUGGUAUGAAUAUAGUGGGAAUUGGUGCUCAAAUUUUUAUUUGAUGCA